Micropterus salmoides (largemouth bass) is the source of this 3762-nucleotide messenger RNA. It is a transcript of the gene tex2l, whose product is annotated as testis expressed 2, like. The transcript is spliced from 11 exons. Bases 31 to 3288 code for a protein of 1085 amino acids. Lineage: Eukaryota; Metazoa; Chordata; Actinopteri; Centrarchiformes; Centrarchidae. The record is from RefSeq and is a predicted model, not a curated record. Gene Ontology annotation, cellular component: endoplasmic reticulum. Gene Ontology annotation, molecular function: lipid binding.
UGCCUUGGCUGAGCAAUAUAAUGUAAAGAAAUGGCAGAGAGUGGAAGUAAUGAGGACAGAAAACACGAGGAUAAAGGAAGAAGAGUUGCCAGGCCUCUUCAGGAGCCCCACAGCCCGGCUCUUGGCUUCUCCCCAGUCGGCGCCUCCUCCCUUGGGACCAAGAGGCAUCUCCCUCGAGGGAUUGUGAUCCAGCUGACUGGGACAGAGGGAGAAUGGGACAGUCUGGAUGACAGUGAGCUCAUUUUCUCCCUUGACCACGAUGACGACAACCCCUCUAUAUCUCUCCCCAAGGAGAGGCAGCUUUCUGUUGAGGAUGACAGAGGGUUGCAGUCCCAAGCUUUCCAUGUCCCUCUUUCUCCCUCGUCCCCGGGCUCUCUGGGCAACUGCUCCACCACUGGGCCCAGCUUCCUCUCACCAGGCCCUUCUUCACCCACCCACCGACCACUUGCGAGCCUGGUCAAGUCUCUCUCCACAGAGAUGGAGCUCAAAGAAGGCUCCACUCUCAGACCUAAGCCCCUUCUCAGCCUCGUAAAGUCGAUCUCCACGGAGAUUUCUCGCUCAGAGCCCGAGGUGUCGCAGUCAAAAUCAGACUCCCGCCUCAACCUCCACCUGUGGAAGCAGCUUACCCAACCAAAAGGCCGCAGCAAUGGGGACUCUCGCACUGCACCCCCUUCUCCUAGCGCACUCUCCCCUAGUGGAGAGGGUCUGAAAGGGGGCUUCUUCAAAAUGGAGUUAGAGGACACCAAGAGGAAGCUCUCGGAGGCUGUGCACGAGCCUCUGAGCAGCAUGUUCAGUAAGAUCAUGAGAGAGGAGAGCACAGGCAGCCCCAAAAACCAGGGUAAGACCCAAGGGGCUCAUCCUCUGGUAGGCUCCAGAGGUUUGGGGCGUGAAGGUAGCACAGACACAGUUCUUUCUGAGUCUCCUGUGAGGAACACUAGAAAAACAGAUGCUGAUGUUUUGCCUGUGUUUGACUGGCCGUCUGUUAGACAUCCUGAACGACGCCAACGUAGCCUCUGCCCCGUGCAUCACCACAGAACACAUCACAAGGAUGAGGAGCUGGAAAUAUGUACAGACGGUGACAUAAUGCAAGUAUUAGCCAUUGAGACUCGUGGGCAGGCGAGGAGAACACCUGCUGGACCUCAAGUCCUUGCAGCUUCCCUGGUUAGGACUUCUCCUCUUUCUCAGCGCCCUCAUCCUCUGCCACGUAUGAGUUUAUUCUGUGUGGCAGUGCUGUCCUAUGGCUAUUUCACCCUACCUCUCAGUCCAUACUUCUCUGGCCUGGCUCUGGGAUUAGCAUCGGGCUUCUUGCUAGGAUUGUUCCUCAUUAGGAUGGGUUCCUCUGGUUCUCCCUGCUCAGAUCCUCCAAACAGACCAGCACAGACUCUGUUGGGAGAGAGUAUUCUGACAGAUGGCACUGUGACCACUGAGCCUGACAUCCUGAAGGGCUGGAUGAAUGAGAUACAUGAUUAUGACCCAGAAAUCUACCACCCAGCUAUGACUCACUCCGUGUUUGCUACCCUGGAGGGCACCUGUCUCCGCCUGGACUCGCCGCGUACCAACAUUAGCCGGAGGGCCACAUACGAUGAGAGAGUUCUUGAGGCCACGUUUGUCAAGUCACGCUCCUUUCAGCUUGCAAAGAGCAAAGUAUUCCUGCUGCCAUCUUUGUUGGCUCGGAAGAGGGUGUGGAACCCAAAGUAUCCCAUCUGCAUCCAACUGGCAGGGAGCGCAAACUCUCUGGGGGAUGAGGGAGGAAGGUUUGAGGAGAGUCAGGAAGAGGAGCCAGCUGAACCGGGGAGUCCAGAACAAAGUUCCUCCAAACACGUCCCGCAGCUUCCCACCACUCUUUACCUCUUCGGCCGCACAGGACGAGAGAAAGAAGAGUGGUUUCGUCACUUCCUGUUUGCAUCCAUGGAUGCAGAGAAUGAACCGGAGAGGGACAGACAGAGGCCUGGCAGAUGUGUGUCCAGAUCUGGUGACCCUGCUCUGGCAGAGAACAUUAGCGCCUCAGGUAAUGUUCCAAACAGCAGAGUGGGCAGCAGAGUGGGCAGCAGCGACGACGAUGCCACCUCCACAACUCAGUUCCCCAGCAUCCCUGCUGCUCAUGUCAGUCAGACCUCCAGUAGCACCAGGGGCCUUUCACUGCUAGACUACCCCGGCUACAUGGCUCGUCUCCUGGCCACAGAGGAGUUGACCCCUCUCUCCAGUACUGGAGCCAGCAGCACAGAGACAAGCCCCACAAUAAAAAGAAAUGUACAGUGUACUUGUGAUCUAGCAGAGCACCCUGGGACGAGCCAGACUGCAUGGGCUAACGUUCUGAUUGGUCGAAUCUUCUGGGACUUCCUGCGAGAGAAGCACUGGGCCGAUGUGGUUUCCCAUAAGAUCCAGAAGAAACUGAGCAAAAUCAGGCUGCCUUACUUUAUGAAUGAGCUGACUCUGACUGAGUUGGAUAUGGGCUGCUCUAUGCCACAAAUAACUACUACCUCCAGACCAGAGGUCAACCACAGAGGACUGUGGGUGGAGCUGCAGCUGGUCUAUACUGGUGCCCUGCAGAUGACACUUCAGACUAAGUUCAACCUGUCCAAACUGGGUAAAGAGGGCGUCCAGGAUACAGACUGUACGACGGAAACUGGUAGCCCACGCUGCAGACCCAUCUUCAGCGUGUUGGCGGACAGCGAUGAGGAGUCCUCCAGUGCUGGUUCAUCUGAUGAGGAAGAGUUGCUUCUCUCUGAGCCUCAGGGACCAGUUGGGGAGAAGGGAUCCACAUCAGCUAAUGAUGGGACAGGGGGUGGAAAGACUGGGAGGAAGAUUUUGAGGUUUGUGGACAAAAUCGCUAAGUCCAAGUAUUUCCAGAAGGCGACGGAGAACGAGUUCAUUAAGAAGAAGUUUGAGGAGAUGUCCAACACGCCCCUGCUGCUCACUGUGGAGGUUCAAGAGCUGUCAGGGACUCUGGUCGUCAACAUCCCACCACCCCCUACAGACAGAAUAUGGUACAGCUUCUGUGUGCCUCCCAAGUUGGAUCUGCAUGUCCGUCCCAAACUAGGGGAGAGGGAGGUGACUUUUUGUCAUGUGACCGAGUGGAUUGAAAAGAAACUGCAGGAUGAGUUCCAGAAAGUGUUUGUACUUCCAAACAUGGAUGACAUCUACUUACCCCUGAUGCACUCUGGGGUGGACACCCCUCAAGCAUCGCAGCAUCUGCCCUCUCAGUCUCAGUCCCAGCAGUCCCAAAGCUCCUCCACAGAGUCCAUUGAAAGGAUCCCACCGAAGAUCUCUGGGGCAAAAAAUAACUAGUGCCUCCCUGUUGAUGAUCAAAGGAGAGAUGACCCUGCAAAAUGGAUUUAUUAUAAUUUUAUGUUCACAGUGAGAGACGGGGAAGAAGCAGAGGAUUGAGACUCACCAAGCACAACAUAAAGUGACAUUUGCCUCUAUAGACUUCAGUACCUCUUAGACAGGCUUACUAAUCUUUGCGUUUGUGUCUGAACCAAGAGUUUCUAAAGGUCUGAUGUUUAGCGCUGUACGUGUAGGUGUAAUGGAGAGUCUGUGGGUUUUUUGUACCAUUUAAAAGAGAAUAACUUAACAAAAGUUGCUGUAGGACAGAUUACUGCAAACAUUGACAAGUGAUACCUUUUGCAAAUGUUUACAUGUGAAUGAUCCUUAUGAGAAUGUCUGUGUGCGUGCGCGUGUGCGUGCGUGUGUGCGUGCAUGCGUGCGUGAGUGUAUUUAUAUAUACAUGUAUAAGCUGCUUUUGACGAUGAAAUUAUUAAA